AGAUGAGAGGAAGUUUAUUAAGAGUUAGUGAAGGAGGGAGGGAAGAGGGUUGGAACAAGUGAUGUAAAUAAUGAUGGCGUCGGGCGAGGGACAAGGCGUUUCUGUUGCCCUGAGAACUUUGUUGUGAUACCGACAGCCAUUACGUUGUGUGGGGAAGUGGUGUUGGUGGUGGUGGUCCUAGGCAAGAGUUUGAUCCCAUGAGAGGUAACAAUGUGGUGUAUGGCCGUGCUGGUGGUGGUAAUGACGCUCCUCCACCUCUCUCAACCUUCACUGGAUCUUUACGUCGACUCGGAACACGUCAAGCAGCUACUGGGUGUGAGUUCUCAGCUGUGGUAUGUCCACAACGGAACUGUCAACAAAUAUGCUCUGGGCUACGCUGUGUUGGUGCCACCCCAAGUGAACUCUCUCGCCUUUCGCUGGCAGGCCAUAGAUGGAAAAACGAUGCCGUAUAGCCUGGCCGUUCACAUUAGUAACCCUGAGGCCAUGUCUAAGCCAGUGUACAACAUCAGUGAUCGCGGAGUUGUACCCACACCCUGCUGCCUGGACCUGGUCUUGCCUGUACGGGCAAACUUACUACACAGGUGGAUGUAACUAUAACGCUGCAGGUGGCUAUGAAUGCUUCACUGGCAGAUAUAUCAACACUCACCAUCCUCCGUAAGAAGAUCUGUCUUAGGGACAGUGAGGUGGAAGCAGAUGGAGUGUCGGUGGAGAUGGUGGAGGCGCGUCACUCCACCACCGUGGUGUAUAUUACUCUCGCCUGUCUGGCAGUCUUCCUGGUGGUUGUGGUCGUCCUCGCCAUCGUCAAUCAAAUCAACAAUAAUAAGAACGCUCCUGGCAGAAGACGUGCCGGUAGUAGUCAGAGAUCGGGCGGUGGUCGUCAGGGUAACGUCGGCCUUGCCCAAAGUGUACCUAACAAUCAACGCGGCGGUGCCGACAUUGGCGGUGUUGGCAAAACUUCUCAGUCUUCACUAAGUGAGAUGAGACGGUCUCCUCAGCCAACCAACACAACCACCGCCACAACCACAACCACCACCGGCAGCCCGGAGCCUCAGUACACCGACCCAAGACAAAGUGAUAUAUCUGCUAAGUUGACUGGCUUGAGAGUGGCAAGAGAAUGCUUACAACUGUUGGAGGUGGAGCAGGAGGGCACUUUUGGCAGGGUGUAUCAUGCCCUGUACCAGCCACCAGACCAGUCGCACCCCACUACUGUCACCGUCAAAACUGUCACAGGUGAGUCACACCCCACCACUGUCACCGUCAAGACUGUCACAGGGAAAGUGUCUAGUUUUCAAAAGCCAUUACUGUAUCAGGCUAUGCAACCUCCUUACAGUGACAAUGUCUCAAAAAAAGUCUCUGAAAGAGGAUUUUCAAGACUUACAUGA
This is a messenger RNA of Homarus americanus (American lobster), 1382 nucleotides long. RefSeq lists its product as uncharacterized. The coding region runs from base 612 to 1382 and encodes 256 amino acids. The transcript is spliced from 8 exons. The record is from RefSeq and is a predicted model, not a curated record. NCBI's taxonomy places the organism in Eukaryota, Metazoa, Arthropoda, Malacostraca, Decapoda, Nephropidae.